AUAUUUUUCCUAUCAUAAGGAAAUAUACAAAAGACGUCUUAAGAAAGAAAACAACAAAAAUUAAAAGAUGUCGACAUUUUGGCUUUGAAACACUGAUGAAGUCGCUGAAAAGUCAGUGUAUAUCUAGCUGGACAUAGAAAUAGUGCUGAAUGAGAGUGGCAGAGCUGAGAGGAUAGUUGUAGUGGUAGUGUAUAUGACAGUGGAAGGCGAUAGAGCAGUUAGGGAGAAUAGUAGAAAAUACAGUGUUUUGAAAAAGAUUGCAAGAGAUUAUGCUGGAGAGAGAGUGAUUGUUAUGGGAGACAUGAAUGCUCACGUAGGCAUGUUAGGUGAACAAAUGAGCAGGAAUGGUGAGAUGCUGGAUGAGCUUGUGAAUGAGAUGAACUUGGAGAAUCUGAAUGAGACCCUGGCUGAAGGACGAGUGACUUGGUGUGCGAGGAACCAGGAAGAGUCUGCGAUUGACUACAUGCUAGUGAAUGGGAGAAUGCGUGAAGUUGUUGACCGCAUGUGGAUAGAUGAAGAAGGGAUGAUUGACAUUCUUAGACCACAACAUGCUGGUGCUAGAAUGCGCUGGCGAUACAAAGGCCUGACUCGGAAGAAAUUCUGCGUCACCUGUACCAUCAAGAUGAAGAUGAGCAACGGAGGUGAUUACACGUGCGUCUGUCCUCUCCUGCCAGCUAGACCCAUUCCUUUAAGAAGUGCUGUAUAUACGUAGCUGUGGCUGUGUGGCUGUGGCUGUGGCUGUGGUCUCUGCGUCACACUCCACACCACACUUGCUCACCACCAGACAGAAAUGUGGCUCCAGAUUCUCAGGUGUCAGUAUUCAA
Molecule: messenger RNA, 824 nt
Organism: Portunus trituberculatus (swimming crab)
Lineage: Eukaryota; Metazoa; Arthropoda; Malacostraca; Decapoda; Portunidae
Exons: 3
Coding region: 194-712 (172 amino acids)
Molecular function (GO): catalytic activity
Source: RefSeq, a predicted model, not a curated record